Messenger RNA from Ostertagia ostertagi, 1101 nucleotides. The record is from the annotation of a GenBank genome assembly. Lineage: Eukaryota; Metazoa; Nematoda; Chromadorea; Rhabditida; Trichostrongylidae.
AUGAACUCAACAUCGGUGAGCGGCGCAGCAACUGUGGCCAAUAUUGCCUACUGUUAUGUACUGCCAGUGGUGUGCGCGGUGGGAAUUAUAGGCAAUAUCACCAAUUUAAUUGUAUUGGCUAGUCGUCGACUGCGAGCUGUUUCUUAUAUGUACCUUAGAGCGUUGGCAGUAGCGGACUUGUUAUGCAUGAUAUUUGUGUUGGUAUUCGUCACAACAGAGAUCCUCACAAAGAAUGGCUCACCAAUAAAUCAGUACAAAUUGUACCAAAUCUACCAAUGCCACUUCAUGCUCACACUUAUAAACUGGGCACUUGGAGCUGGUGUAUACGUUGUGGUGGCGCUAUCACUGGAACGAUAUAUUUCUAUCGUAUUUCCUAUGCAAUUUCGUGCAUGGAAUUCACCGAAACGUGCAUUGAACGCAAUUAUUGUUGCCUUUACUGUACCUGCACUAUUGUACGUGCCAUAUGCAAUCACACGAUACAAAAGCAUCGAAAAAUGGGAUGAAAAUGUUAACGCUAUCAUAUACAGAAUUGAUGAUCAUCAAGUGUACAGGACCGUUUCGUGGCAGAUCUACAAAUGGACACGAGAAACUAUUCUGAGGUUUCUGCCGAUCAUAGUACUAUCCAUUCUCAAUAUUCAAAUCAUCAUCGCCUUUCGAAAACGUCAGAAAAUGUUUCAACAGCUGACGAAAAGAAAGGAACAGGGAGCUCACAAGGAUGACACUUUAAUGUACAUGUUGGGUGGAACAGUGUUCAUGUCGCUGCUUUGCAACAUCCCAGCCGCAAUUAAUCUAUUGCUCAUUGAUGAGGCACUCAAGCGACGCCUUGACUACCAAAUAUUCCGAGCUGUGGCGAAUAUUCUUGAGAUUACUAAUCAUGCCUCACAAUUUUAUGUGUUCUGCGCAUGUUCGACGGACUAUAGAAUUACAUUUCUGCAGAAAUUUCCAUGCUUGAAGAAAACCUACAAUAAUCGGUCACGACUGCAUGAUCGAUCCGCAUCCGGCCAAUUCUUCAAUCUGUUGUUCCACUUGAACCCGAGACAAUCGAUGUACAUCUGGCAUCGGCGGAAGACAGCCUCAGUGAUGGAAAAGAAUCGGAUUCGU